This is a messenger RNA of Morone saxatilis (striped sea-bass), 3723 nucleotides long. RefSeq names its product A kinase (PRKA) anchor protein 17A (gene akap17a). Lineage: Eukaryota; Metazoa; Chordata; Actinopteri; Moronidae. Bases 150 to 2213 code for a protein of 687 amino acids. The transcript is spliced from 7 exons. The record is from RefSeq and is a predicted model, not a curated record.
GUUUACUCCAUGCGGAAGUGGCAGGCAGUUUGGGCAUUUUUUUUUUCCAUGCAGUAUUGAUGCCUCUCCAUAAAUCAAUACAACACAUUUCUUGAUCUUUCCACUCUCAGGAGACUAACAGAUGUUAGCUUCCCCUCCUGUCUGCAACAAUGACCACCAUUGUCCAUGAUACUACAGAGGCGCUGUGCCUUUCCGCUGAGUACAACCUGUACCUCAAGCCCAUUGCCAAAAUGACCGUCAGUGUGGCUCUUCCCCAGCUCAAGCUGCCAGGCAAGAGCAUCUCCAACUGGGAGGUAAUGGAGAGAGUAAAGGCCAUGGUAGCUCCAGAGCAGUUUUCAGCCCUGCGAAUCUCCAAGAGCACCAUGGAUUUCAUCCGCUUUGAGGGGGAGGUGGAAAACAAAACGGUGGUCAAGAGCCUGCUGGGCCGUCUGGAUGGGAAGAGCAUCAAGCUUAGUGGAUUUACGGAUGUACUGAAGGUUCGUGCUGUAGAGAAUAAGGUAGACUUCCCUACACGUCACGACUGGGACUCCUUCUUCCGUGACGCCAAGGACAUGAAUGAGACUGUGCCCGGAGAGAGGCCUGACACCAUCCACCUGGAGGGACUUCCUUGCCGCUGGUUCAGCCAGAAGGACAGCCAGUUCCCAGACCGGCCCUCCGAAGAGGUCCUCAUUGCAGUCUUCCAGACAUUUGGCAAGGUACGAAAUGUUGACAUCCCCAUGCUGGACCCAUACCGAGAGGAGAUGCUGGACAAGAACUUCAACACAUUCAGUUUUGGGGGUCAUCUUAACUUUGAGGCUUAUGUCCAGUACCAAGAGUACUGCGGCUUCACCAAGGCAAUGGACACUCUGCGCAGCAUGAAGCUGAUGUUGAAAGGAGACGAUGGAAAGGCAGUGGCCUGCAACAUCAAGGUGGCCUUUGACACCAGCAAGCACCUGAGUGAGUCAGCCCUGAAGAGGAGGACCCUGGAGAGGCUGAAGUUACAGGAGCUGGAGAGGCAGAGAGAGGAGCAGAAACGACGGGAGAAGGAAGAGGAGGAGCGUCGUAAGGAGGAGGAGAGGAAACAGAAGGAGCAGGAAGAGGAGGAGAAGGAGAGAAGAAAGGAAGAGAGGCUACGAAAGCGAGAGCAGAAGUUGCGGGAGAGAGAGGAGAGGAGAAACCUGAAGAAGGUGAGGCGGCAGCAGGAAGAGGAGCAAAAGAAGCUGCAGAUGAAGAUUGCCAUGGAGGAAAGGAGGCUGCUGCUGGCUCAGCGCAACCUGGAAUCAAUACGCCUCAUUGCUGAGCUGCUGGCCAGAGCCAAGGCCCUGAAGCAGCAGCAGCAGGAGAAAGAGAGGGCAGAACGGGAGGAACUGGAAAGGCAGGAGCAGUCUCGGCAGAAGGAGGAACUAGCUCGUCUUCAGCAGCUGGAGGCCUGCCGACGCAAGCAGGAGGAGGAGCUCCGGAGGGUGGAGGUGGAGAAGGAACGUGCAUUGGAGCUCCAGCGCCGAGAGAAGGAGUUAAGGGAGAAACUCCUUUGCAACUUGUUGAAGAAGAGCAGCGGAAAAACCACAAGACCUUCAGGCACGCAGGACCAGGCUGACCCUGAAACCAGUGAGGAGUCCUCUGAUCCUGGUGGCACUGAUGUGAUGUUGAGGGUCCUGGGCCGGGUGAACGGAGUGAAGGCGGUUGAGAGCAAAGAGAAGCAGGUGUCCAAAUCUAGUGUGCACUCCCAAGUUUUGGGGAAAAACAGAGCAGGAGAAGAGAGGAGGGGAGGGGAGGACAGGAAGAAAGACCGGGAGGGAAGGAAGGACGAGGUGGUGAGGAGCAGGCACAGCAGGGAAGGAGCCAAGGAUGGGGAGCACUCCCACAGAGAGAGGAGCUCCUAUAGCCAGGGGAGGAGGAGGCGCUCCAACAGCUACAGCAAGAGGAGAAGGAGCUCUAGCCACCGUAGGAGGAGCUCCAGUCGUCAUAAGAGGAGCAGCAGUCACCACGGCAGCAGGAGGCGCAGCCACAGCCAUUACAGUAGGAGCACAAGCUCCAGUCGGGACAGGAGCCGGAGCAGCAGUGGGAGGAGUUACAGCAGAGGGAGGAGCCGCAGGCAUAGUCGCCACAGACACAGCAGAGGCAGCUCCAGGAGCAGCAACAAAAGUAGAGACAGGAGGAGUAACAGCCAUUGCAGUCGAAGAUACAGGAAAUACAGCAACAGCAGAGACAGGAGCCACUCCAGACGACGUUAAACUCAUCACUUUGAUCAGUUUAUUGAUUGAUUUAUCUCCCCCAUCUGGGCUUACACCUUAAGUUCCGUGAUUUUAAAAAGAAGAAAAUAUAAACAUAGAACUAAUAUAAAGUAAAACCAGCACCACAUAAUCAACUGAAAUCACACAUCACACACAUGUAUCCUGUACACGUAGGUGGCAAGUUGUUGCAGUUGAUUCUAGGGAGUUGUGUUUUUUUUCCCCUCCAGAUUUUAAACUGUUGGAUUCAAGCUACUUACAACUGUUCAUUUGCUGAAUUAUACAACAUACGUAUUAAUAAUUUCAUGGCAUACAAUACUAAACGUAUUAUUUGUGAAAGCCAUAGCAUCAACAUUUAGACUUAAGUACACAAACUCUUUCUUUUCUGAAAAUUCAAAUAAUAGGAAUAAACAUAAUAGGGUAAUACAAUUAAUGAUAAAAUUAGUGAUCUGUUACAUAAUCAUUUAUAAACAUUAUUGGAAGUUGAAAACAUUGGCUGAUAAAUUAGAAGCUAAUAUCGCAGGUCUACUGUAUUUGUAUAUUGACACAGCAGUUUAACCCUACUGUGACCCCAAAAGCUUGCUGAUGACCCUCAUUCUUGUCUUUGUGCAUGAAUAACAGUGAACUAUAGAAAGUGGCAAGAACAUAAUUGUGUUUGUUAUUUUGAUGUUGCACCAGCCUGUUCAUCCACACAUGUAGCCUGACUACAGUGAAAUACUUUUAAGUGGACGACUGGACUAAAAUGAAUGGCUGCUGUUCCAUUGCAAAUGUGAAAUUUCCACAGACUGUAAGAAACAUACCUCUGUGUUUAGGAUGGCCGACUGAUUUCUUAGUCAUGUGUUAGCUGCCUAAAAUAUUUCUUGGAAUACUUCUUCAGUAUUGGCUGUUUUGUUCAUAAGCAGCUCAGAAAAACACACAACUGAACAACAGAGUUGUCGUUGAGCUCAGCCAAGCAGCAGAAUCAGAGUCGCAUAGUUUCACCUGACAGACUGAUUCAUUUUAGUUUUCUUUGAACUGCUUAGUGUUUUGAAGAAGUGGUUUGUUGAAUGUGUGAGUUUUGUGAAGACUUGAUGUUUAAAGUCAAAAUUAUGAUAGCAUUAUGGCAUAUUUGAACUGACUCAGCAAAGAAGUGUGCUCCCGUGCAAGUGAUAGAUUUGAGACCUGUUCAAUUACUUAAAUAGUUUAAAUGAAUGCAAGUUUAGUCAUUGUUUAGGAAACCAACAUCUGGGAUUCAAGUCAAACCAGCGCAGUACCAAUUAUAAAUGGGAUGUUAGGAUCUAACUCCUGCUUUUAUGUUCAAUAUGUAGUGCCGUAUAUAUAUUUCUUUUGCCUUAUUAAUUACUGUACAGACUGUUCUCUUAGCUGUAUUUUAGCUUUGAGGGGGUCAUAGUUAUGUUGACACUGUUACAUCAACAUUUUUACUUGUCAUGGCAAAGCCCUUUUGCUCUGUGUACUGUAUGCUCAUGAUCUAUUAGAGCAUGUGUUACAUGGCUAAAAUAAAAAUCCAAGCUGA